UAUACCGAUAAACUUUAAUACGUAUUAAGUAUACAUUGACCAAUCAUAGCCAUUCCUCUAAAAAAAUUGAAUGGUUGUGAUUGGUCGAUAUAGUAUUUAAUACAUAUUAAAGUGUCAACAUAUCGGGGUAAACUAGAUUAUGCCUAUAGUCUAUGCUGCAUUCUGAUAUUUACUCAAUACUGAAAAUGUAUUCGACUUGUAUUUGUGAAUUAGUUUACAAGUUACAUAUAUAUUUUAUUUGAUUUUACUGAACAAUAUAAUAACUUAUGGAAAAUUACGUAGUAGAAAACAUUAAUAAUGACUUCCUUUCACAGUCUUAUUCUCAAAGCAUCGAAAGGAUUACGGGAAUCAAAGAUCACAUCUUUAAUUUUCAAAUACCAAAAAAGAUUUUGAAAGUUAGGGAAAAAUCUUGGAUUAAUUUGUUUGGCAAAUAUUCUAGAAAGAUGUCUGAUGAUAUAGUUCUCAAUGUUGAUACUUUAGAACCUGAUGAGGAGGAAAUAGAAAAAGAAGUUUGUAAGGAUGAAUAUACUUGUGAACAGCGAAUACCUAUGCGCAAACCAGCAACUUUGGUACAAUAUUGGAUAAACACUGGUAAUCAACCCUAUAAAGCACUUCUAGAUGAGAAUGAAUUGUCUGAUACUGGAGAGUCUCUCAGCGAGAAAGAUGUUACAUUUUUGUUACAUUCAUCGAUUUCAAAUACAAUAAAUGAAGGUAAAAAGCAGGAAUACAAAAGUGAAUCAUCCUCUAGUUCUGUAAACACUGCAGCUUAUAUUUUAUCAAAUACAAAUAUUACAAAUAAAGCAGAUACUAUAGCUAUUAUAGAAAGUGCAAAAUAUAACAAAAAUAUUAAUUCUUUAACAAAUAUUUGUAUUAAAGAUAUAAAACUUACAUCCGAUAAUAUGAUUCAGUGCAUAGAAAAUGCAAGACUCAAUUGUGUAACACACAAUGACAAUAGCAAUGUUAAUACUAAUGUUUCAGAUAUUGAAUUGUGUUCGAUGUCAAAAGACUAUAUAUCAAAAACAUCUGAUCAACCUAUUAACAUAGUAACAUCUGACAAUAUGAUACAGCCUAACAUGUAUUCGCAGAGUGAACAAACUAAUAAAUUGAAUGUACUCAGUUUCAGCGAAAAAAGUUUAGACAUCCAAAGUAGAAACGAUAAUAUUCAGCAGUUUAAUGAAACAUUGGAACGAUUGACUGGAAAUGGUGAAAACAACACUUCAAGUCAAGAAAGAAACAAGAUAUUAGAAGAAGAUAUUUCUUAUAAGGAGGGAGUGUCAGAAAAUAUUGCACAAGAAAUGAUUAGAAAUGAUACAAGUCUAACAGCUUUUUAUCGUAAGAAAUUAUAUACAGGUAGAAAUUCUCCUAUAGAUUUAAUGCAAACUGAAAAACAUAGUAUAAAAAGACUAUCUGGAACAAUGCAAAAUUUACAUCCAGCUUUAGAUUCUGACUGUACGAUUAAGAAAAAAACAUCAUUAGUUCACAAGGACAAAAGCAAAAACUUGUCUUCUUUUAGCAAAAGACAUUUUGGUUCUAAAAAAAGGAAAAAGAAAAGAAGAAAACGUUCUUCUAUUUCUGACAAAAUUAUUAUUGAUACUAAUAAUGAAUCAUCAAAUAAUAACAGUCAAAAUUCUUCCAUCAUUGAUAGUUCCUUCAAGACGAUUUUGUUAGACGAUAUCAAUUCAAAUAAACGAAACGAUAUUUUGCUUUUGGAGCGCAAUAAUGCAAAUACUUUUCUAAAGAAUGACACAUGCAAAGAUUUAUCUUCCCUUAAUAUAAAUCCAGUAGUUCUUUUGGAGCGGAUUGCACCUUCUUUUAUACAACAUAAAUUGAAAUCUGCCAAAAAUAACCACAUCAUGCAAAAAAGCAACGUAUGUAAUUCCAGACAUUUAAACGAAUCUAAGUUAUAUAAAUUAUAUGGUUCUAAUAUCGAAAAUGUAGAAACGAUAGAUAGCGACGAAAGUACUCUUCUUGUUUGCCAAUGUAAGACUGUUUCAAAAGAUAGUGAUUGCUCUUUUAAUUUGAGACUAAGUACUGAAGACGAUUUUUCUGUUUCAAAUACAGAAGAGAAAGAUGAUAAAUCAUCAAAUUCGAAGAAUAUUGAUGUUAGUCAGAAUAAAGAACCAUAUACUACUAUAUUAGAAGAAUUAUCUCCACACUUGUCAGUAAACAAAAGUAUAAAUGUUAAAUCCCAAGAAAUUGAUGCUACAGAGGGACGAUUACCAUCAUCAGCAAUGGAAUUACAAAUCUUUAAUAAAGAUGACACUAUUCGGCAAAAGCAUGUAUUAAAUAAAUCUAAAACUCUCUCUUCCAAUUCAUAUGGAACAAAUAAAAUAGAUAAUGUGAAAUCUCGAGAAAUUAAAAUUGUAUUGGAACGAUUACCAGCAUCAGUAAAUAAAAAUUCUACAAAUACAACUAUCAAAACAGAAAUUAUGAAUAAAAAUAACAUCCAGCAGAAAGAAAUAUUAAAUAAAUUUAAAACACAUUUUUCUAAUCCAUAUGAAAUGAACAGGACAGAUAACGUAAAACUCCGAGAAUUAAAAAUUACAUUGGAACGAUUAUCUUCAAAUAUAUGUAUUAAUAAUACUAAUAUUUUUGUUGAUAAAAACAUAAUUUCAAACAAUACAGACUUGCAUAAUAAUAAACGAGAAUGUCGAAUUAGAAAAAUAUCUGAAAAUGUAAAGACGUCUAUUCGAACAGCUGACAAAGUUGAUAAUAAUUAUUUAUUUAGAUCGCGUAUCAAAACUAAGAAAUAUAAUGAUUCAAGAAUAAGUGAUACAUCAGAUAUUGUAGAAUAUCAAGUUCCCGAUAAGAUAGAAUCCGAGUUUUCAAUUCAAUAUAAAAAUGAUAGCAAAAUGAACCAAUCUAAUCAUAGUAAAUAUUCAGUUUUAACUUUUACAUCAUCGGAUGAAGAUGAUUUUGUUCAGUUGAUAGAACAUCCCAAAAAAAGAUCAAAAUGUUCAAUAAAUGACAAGCUGUUAGAUGAAACAAACAUCAUUGCAAAGAAUUUGUCUGAUGAAGCUAAACUUGUUGCUACUAAUAAAGACAAAUAUAAUUGUAGCAGAAACUUAAGGACAGUAAUAUUUUCUUCAAAAAAGCCUAAAACAAUAAGAAAAACUUUUGAAUCAAUCAAAGAAAAAAAAGAAUCAAGUGAAAUCGAGAUAAAAUCUUCCGAUAACACAAUUACUUCCUUAAAAAUGUGUGAAAACGAGAAAUUGAUGUUCUUCCCAAAUGAGAAUGACAAUGAUAGUCUCGCUAAGAAUUUAGAACGAAAGAAAAGAACUUCUUUUCUUAAUUGUAACAAAAACAUAAGUAAUAGCAACGAAAAACGUUUGACUACAGUAGAAAUGGAAAGAAAUGGGAUAGAUUAUAAAGAUGACAGUUGUGGCAUAUUCUUCCAAACAAAAACGUUUUAUUCAGACUCCUCAGAUUUUGAAGAAAAUAAUAGUCAUACUGCAUCUAUUCGUAAGACACUCAAAAAUUCUUCUGUUCAUCAUAAAUUGCAAUAUCAUAAUCAUGCCAAUUUGGAAGAAAUCUUUAAUGAUUCUAAGAGUAGAAAACAUUCAAAUUCAUUAAAUUCUUCCUUUGAGAAACAUGAAGCCACUAAUCAAAUAGACAGUGUAGAAAUUGAAUUGGGAUCAAAUAACAAAGAAACUAAAAUAAGCAAACGAUUGGAUAAUGAAGAAUUUAAUAAGAUUAAUUCAAGAAUUAUUAAUACAAAAAAAGAUACGUCUGCUUGUUUUAUAAAUGAUAUAUCAAUACGAGAUACAACCACGCAAAAAAAUAUGUAUUCAAGUAUUUCUCUUGUAAAAAAUAAUUUUAGUAAUUUAUCAGAAAAUGAACAAAUCUCUGACAAAUCUAAGAAUAUGUCAGCUAUUCAGGGCGAUGUUAAAUCAACAAAAUUGUUAGUAUUUCAAACUAAAACUUAUUACGACUCUGAUUCGAACGAUUCUUUAUAGCAUUUUUUGGAAAAUAUGUGAUAGGAUAUUCGUGUUUAUAUGUUUAAAUUAUAUAAAGAAUAUAUGUAUGUGUAUAGAUGUAGAUAUAGAAAAAUAUAUACAAAAUAAGAUGAAGCUAGCUGUCAUACAUUAAAAUAGUAAACACAUAUAGAGAGAGAGAGAGAAUGUAAGAUAAUCUUAAUAUAUUAAUAAAUAAAUAAAUAUAUAUAUGUUAAA
Cataglyphis hispanica is the source of this 4172-nucleotide messenger RNA. RefSeq lists its product as uncharacterized. NCBI's taxonomy places the organism in Eukaryota, Metazoa, Arthropoda, Insecta, Hymenoptera, Formicidae. The coding region runs from base 267 to 3956 and encodes 1229 amino acids. The transcript has 3 exons. The record is from RefSeq and is a predicted model, not a curated record.